Piliocolobus tephrosceles (Ugandan red Colobus) is the source of this 915-nucleotide messenger RNA. Its product is annotated as taste receptor type 2 member 64-like. The record is from RefSeq and is a predicted model, not a curated record. NCBI's taxonomy places the organism in Eukaryota, Metazoa, Chordata, Mammalia, Primates, Cercopithecidae. Gene Ontology annotation, molecular function: bitter taste receptor activity; G protein-coupled receptor activity. The annotation marks the transcript as partial. Gene Ontology annotation, biological process: G protein-coupled receptor signaling pathway; sensory perception of taste. The transcript has a single exon. Gene Ontology annotation, cellular component: membrane.
CUUAUUAUUUUAUCAGUUCUGGUAUUGUUUACAUUUGUUCUUGGAAAUGCAGCCAAUAGCAUCAUAGCUCUACUAAAUGUCGUUGACUGGGUUAAGACACAAAAGAUCUCCUCAGCUGACCAAAUUCUCACUGCUCUGGUGGUCUCCAGAAUUAGUUUAUUCUGGGACACAUUAGUGUAUUGGUAUACAACUGUGUCUAAUUUCACUUUAUUUAGUUUAGAAGUAGGAAUUGUUGCUUCUAAUGUCUCGACAAUAAGCAAACAUUUCAGAAUCUGGUUGCUACUAGCCUCAGCAUAUUUUGUUUGCCCAAGAUUUGACAAUUUCUGCAACCUUAUUUUUCUCCACCUAAAGAAGAGGAUUAAGAAUGUUGUUCUGGUGAUACCGUUGGGGCCCUUGGAAUUUUCGAUUCAUAAUCUUACUGUGGUAACCACGGAUGAGAGUGUGUGGACAAAAGAAUAUGAAGGAAAUUUGUCUUGGAAGAUCAAAUUGAGAAAUGCAAUACACCUUUCAAACAUGGCUGUACCCACACUAGCAAACUUCACACCCUUCACUCUGACACUAAUAUCUUUUCUGCUGCUAAUCUGUUCUCCGUGUAAACAUCUCAAGAAGAUGCAGCUCCAUGGCAAAGGAUCUCAAGAUCUCAGCACCAAGGUCCACAUAAAAACUUUCCAAACUGUGAUCUCCUUCCUCAUGUUAUUUGGCAUUUACUUUCUGUGUCUAAUCACAUCAACUUGGAAUACUAGGACACAGCAGAGCAAACUUGUGUUCCUGAUUUGCCAGACUCUUGCAGUCAUGUAUCCUUCCUUCCACUCAUUAAUCCUGAUUCUGGGUAACAGGAAGCCAAAACAGACCUUUCUUUUCAUUUUGGGGCCAGUGACAUGCUGAGUGAAAUAACAGAAACCCUCAACUCCGUAG